AUGAGCGCCGGGCCGGCCCGGGCGGGGGAGGUGCCGGGGGCGGCCCGGGGCGGCGGCGGCGGCGGCGGCGGCGGCGGCGGCGGCGGCGGCGGCGGCGGCGGCGCUGGGCCCGGCCCGCGCUCGGGACGCUCGGACCACGGCGGCCUGGGCGGGGGGCGCGGCCCGGCCGACGCUCAGACUCUCAGGAGGCGGCGGCGGCCCCGCAUCCCGCCAGGCCCACUUGACCCGGCCCGUCCGCUCGCCCGCCGCUGUGCCGCAGCCGGAACCGCCGCCACUACCCGCCGGACUGCCCCGCCGACAACCGCCGGCAGCCGCGCAGCCCGCCGGGAAGCCGAGGCCCGCCCUCGCCGCCCCUCGUCGCCCCGAACUGCAACCCCCACAAGGCCUCGCGGCGCCGGUGCGUCCGAAGACCCGUAG
Molecule: messenger RNA, 417 nt
Organism: Orcinus orca (killer whale)
Lineage: Eukaryota; Metazoa; Chordata; Mammalia; Artiodactyla; Delphinidae
Product: short stature homeobox protein 2-like
Exons: 1
Coding region: 1-417 (138 amino acids)
Source: RefSeq, a predicted model, not a curated record